CGGCGUUCUUGUGUAUUGAGAGUGUGAGGCAAACACGUAUACUAAUCGUCUAAACUACAAAUCCUAUCAGCCAACGCAGCCAGAGAGAAAACUAUCAAGACUCUGCUGCCUCUACAAAUAUACCUUCUAUCCUUUCCUACCCACAAAACAUCUGUCCAAGAAAACCAUCAUGUCAGAUCAAGUUCAGCAGCCAGUUGAUCCUAAUGAAAACCCCUAUGGCUACAUGGGAUUGGCAAAAAAUCCCGAUGGCUCAAUCACACGCCUGUUUCAACCACCGAGCACACCUGCCUCGUCCGAUCCUAGCAGCCCUUUUCAUCUUUCAAAGGACUUGGACAUAAACCAAUCGAAGGGCACCUGGGCUCGAAUAUUCGUUCCGCGGAAAGCGUUUGAUGAUGAUGAUUCCUCCCCUAAACAAAAAUUGCCCCUCAUUAUUUAUUUUCAUGCCGGAGGCUUCGUCGCGUGUAGUGUAAAUACAGCCAGUUUUGAUGCUUUGUACACUCCAAUUGUGACUGAAAUUCCGGCUGUCGUAGUCUCCGUCGAGUACCGUCUUGCUCCGGAGCACCGACUUCCUGCAGCUUAUGAAGAUUGCUUCGAAGCCUUGCAUUGGAUCAUCAAAAACUCCAACGAUGAAUGGCUGGAAAAACAUGCUGACUUGUCUAAGGCUUUCUUGAUGGGCAGUAGCGCUGGUGGUAACAUAGCUUAUCAUGUUGGCCUCCAUGUAGCUGCGUGUGUUGACGAACUCCUGCCUCUGCAGAUCAAAGGUUUGAUAUUGCAUCAGCCAUACUUUGGUGGGAUCGAGAGGACUGAAUCAGAGUUGAGGCUCGCCAAGGACAGGGUUGUACCGUUGACAUUAACUGAUCUGUUGUGGGAUCUGAGCUUGCCAAUCGGCGUUGACCGCGAUCAUGAGUAUUGCAAUCCAAUGGCGAAGAUUAAGCCAGACCAAUUUGAUCAGGUCAAAUCUCUGGGGUGGAAGAUUUUGGUCACUGGCUGUGACGGUGAUCUGUUAAUAGACCGCCAGAUUGAGCUUUGGAAGAAAUUAGAAGAGAAUGGUGUACCGGUAGCAGGUAAGUUUGAUGAGGGAGGAUGUCAUGGGUAUGAGUUUGGAGAUCCCUCCAAGGCUAAAGAACUGGCCAUUACCAUUAAGGACCUCGUAGAAUCUACCACCACUUCUUGAAAAAGUAUGUGCUUGGGAAGUUAUUUUGAUCUUACAACAGGUCAAAAGCCAAAAAGUUCAGCUAAGCAAAGCUAGUACGCUGGUAUGGUAGAACUUGCUUUUCUAUUUGGUGGCUUAGUAGCUAAUUUCAUUUGUAUGCAUUACGAUGCAAUGCUACUUUAUUGUAUUGAUGCAGUCAUUGGAUAAAAGCCCAGUUUAUUACCAAGAUAAAAAAAAAAAAAAGAUUAAUGCCCGUGUCACAAUACUGUUUGAUGUAAUAAUAAAUAUUGCAGGGGUUAAUAUAUGGACUACUUUUGAUUACAUCAA
This is a messenger RNA of Coffea arabica (coffee), 1480 nucleotides long. RefSeq names its product carboxylesterase 1-like. Gene Ontology annotation, molecular function: hydrolase activity. Lineage: Eukaryota; Viridiplantae; Streptophyta; Magnoliopsida; Gentianales; Rubiaceae. The record is from RefSeq and is a predicted model, not a curated record.